AUGGCUGACACAGGAAACUUCAUCAUUGAAGAAGCAUUCUCACAAAAAGCUCAUGUCGCUUAUGGCUUUCUCCUUGACGAACCUGCUUGCAAUGAACAUCUGCAAAUGAAUGACAAGGAAACAAAGAGUCGGAGCAAUCCUGCUGCGCAACUGAAUUUGAUCAGGACCAAGCGCGUCAAGAAACAUUUGGUGAGAAUUGAUGCAACUAUGCAUUGA
Botrytis sinoallii is the source of this 216-nucleotide messenger RNA. RefSeq lists its product as uncharacterized. NCBI's taxonomy places the organism in Eukaryota, Fungi, Ascomycota, Leotiomycetes, Helotiales, Sclerotiniaceae. The record is from RefSeq and is a predicted model, not a curated record. The transcript has 3 exons. Bases 1 to 216 code for a protein of 71 amino acids.